UCCACCUUUAAGAUAACUGAACUACUUUUCUAAAGCAUGCUUUAUUUCUUAGCUUUUGUUGCAUCGUUGAAGACUCUGAAGGACCAAACUAAGGAGGAGCAUUUUCCACAGCAUGAAAAAAAGAAAGGUGACCACAACAAAGAGGAGAUUCUGUGGGAUGAAGUUUUUCCAGGCUCCUGCCGUACUUGCAUGACUAUUGUGUCCAGAGUGCAGAAGCAGAUUGGAAGUGAUAAAUCAAAGGACAAAAUCAGGAGGCUGUUGGAUGGUGCCUGUAAUAAACUGAAAUUCAAUUUCCUAAAGUCGGCCUGCAGAAAGAUCUUGAAAACAGUAAAAAACAAGUUGAUUGACGCCUUGACCAACGGCAAGUCUGCCAAGACCAUCUGCACUAAUCUGAAACUCUGCAAGGCCACCUUUUUAUAAAGUUCUGAAGAACUUGUGAUGCUUCAACUGUUUGUGUUAAUAACACAAGCCUGUGUUCAUGUUUUCUUGCUUUUUCCC
Maylandia zebra (zebra mbuna) is the source of this 498-nucleotide messenger RNA. It is a transcript of the gene gnly, whose product is annotated as granulysin. Gene Ontology annotation, biological process: defense response to bacterium; antimicrobial humoral immune response mediated by antimicrobial peptide; killing of cells of another organism. Gene Ontology annotation, cellular component: cytolytic granule. The record is from RefSeq and is a predicted model, not a curated record. Lineage: Eukaryota; Metazoa; Chordata; Actinopteri; Cichliformes; Cichlidae.